AUGAUGGACGGACAUCACGAUACCACGGGAUUCAAUUGCAAGCGAUGCAAUCUUCCGGAUUCAGCGGACAACCACAUGGUUUCAUGUGAUAAGUGUCACGAGUGGGAACAUUUUAAAUGUGCCGGCGUAGAUGAGAAAAUCAAGGAUAAACCGUAUUCCUGCCGGAAAUGUUCCGUUCAAGAAAAUUCCACGCUAUUGAAACCAACGGCGGAGAAAAAAGGUGCCUCAAAAGGAGCAAGCAGUAAGGCUGCAUCGAAGCGCAGUAAAAAACCUGUACCGGCUGAUCCUGCACCGAGUGUUACUUCCAGUGAAGAGCUACAAAAACUGAAGCUGGAGGAGGAACAGCGACAGCUGGAGGAACAGCGUGAGUUGCUGAAAAAAGAAGCUGCGUUACGUGAACGCAAAUUACAAGAAGCUGCAAUAAUCAAGGCAAAGCAACAGUUAAUUCGGCAGAAAUCAAUCGAAAAAAAGCGUGAACUUAUGCAGCGGCUUGGUUCAAGUAGCAGUCAAAUGGAUGCGGAACUCGGUAGCGCGAAAUUGGUAGAAAAUUGGCUGAAAGGGCUUCCCCCUACAGAUGAAUCCGCUAAUAGCUCGGUGAGCGGCAAUGAACGUAGUCGUCUAGACAGUCUGCUAGUUCCCGAGGACAGGCCAGAAUCUGUAGAACCAACCGUACCGUCUUCAGACGCUGUCGUCUCAACCCCCGCAGCUGUGUUCUCUUCCGCUGCUAGUGCAGACUGUGCCAGUGCAUUUGUUGUACCGCCGAAGCGUAAUGAACAAACAACAGAUGGCACUGUAUAUACUCCCGGCAAAGUCAAACUUCAAUCGGGAAACAAGUUUUAUGUAAGUCCACAGCAAAUCGCAGCGCGUCAAGUGAUCGGAAAAGAUCUGCCAGCAUUCGGCGGUAACCCCGAGGAAUGGCCGGCCUUUAUUAGUUGCUUCGAUCAAACAACAGCUGCUUGUGGGUACACAAAUAUUGAAAAUCUUAAUCGCCUUCAACGAGCGUUAUACGGUCAUGCAAAAGAUACGGUGCGAAAUCAGCUGUUUCUUCCUGAAUGUGUGCCGCACGUCAUCAAAUCGUUGGAGAAAAUGUACGGCAGACCGGAACUUCUAAUUCGUACGCUGUUGGAGAAAAUUCGUGGUCUUCAACCUCCAAAACAUGAAAAGUUAGAAACACUGAUGGAGUUUGGGAUAGCAGUUAGGAAUUUCGUUGGUCAUCUUAAAGCAGCGCGACAGGAUGCACAUCUCACGAAUCCGUCAUUGAUGCAGGAGCUGGUGGAGAAAUUACCGGGAAGGCCACCCAAAAUUGAAAAACAAAAGGUGAAGGAGAAAGUUUUUGUACAAGCGCAUUCAACGGACUCAUCGGCGAAUCGAGAUAGCAAACAGCAGCAUGGCAAAACGUGCGCGAUGUGUAAUCUUAAAGGACAUCGGAUAAUAGAAUGUCAUCGGUUCAAAUCACUUUGCGUAAGCGAAAGGGUAAACGUUAUUCAACAAAAAGGUUUGUGUAAGACUUGUCUUAACAAUCACGGGAAAUGGCCGUGCAAGUCCUGGAAAGGCUGUGCGGUAGAAGGCUGUCGGGAACGCCAUAACACACUUCUCCAUCCUGCGCCGUCUGUGAACGUUUCGGCAAGUCAUGUCGGCAAGGGUGCGCAACAAAUUCCACUGUUCCGUAUCAUUCCAGUAGUGCUUUUCGGUAAAGACCGAUCGCAAACAGUAUUUGCGUUUAUCGACGAAGGAUCUUCAAUUACAUUACUAGAAGAAUCAGUCGCUAACCAGUUGGGAAUCGCAGGAAAACCAGAACCGCUGACACUCCAGUGGACUGGAAACAUGACGCGCGUCGAGCAAAACUCGCAGCAGGUGAAAAUGGAAAUAACAAGUAAACAAAACGAAUUACGGCGAAGAUCAUUUCAUGCUCGUACAGUUAGUUGUUUGGUUCUUCCGUCUCAAUCGAUGUGUUACCGAGAAUUGUCACAACAUUUUCCUCAUCUUCGAGGACUUCCAAUGGAAGAUUAUGAGCUGGUUCAGCCAAAAUUGCUCAUCGGAUUAGACAAUCUGAGCUUAACGGUGCCGCUUAAGCUACGCGAAGGGAAAAAUAGCGAACCAGUAGCAGUCAAAUGCCGACUUGGUUGGAGUAUCUAUGGUUGUGGAUCAUCUAAGCCGAUUCAACGGUCAGUCGUCAAUUUGCACGUCAGUGCAUCUCCAGAUCCAGAUCGGUUGCUGAACGACCAGCUUCGCGAAUACUUCGCAAUCGAGAAUACAGGAAUCGCUAUCCCGAUCGAAAAACUUGAGUCAAAGGAAGACAAUAGAGCGAGGCGAAUUCUUACUGAAACAACGCGUCGCACGGGAAAUCGUUUUGAAACCGGUUUACUUUGGCGGUCUGACGAGCCGAACUUUCCUGACAGUUUUCCGAUGGCGAUUCGGCGUCUUCGAGCGCUGGAACGUAAAUUACAGAAUGAUCCGGCGAUGAGUAAGCGUGUCAGUAGUCAAAUAGCUGAAUACUUACAAAAGGGGUAUGCCCAUAAGGCCUCCGAAGAAGAACUGCGUGGCAUAGAUGCGAAGCGCAUCUGGUAUUUGCCGCUUGGAAUCGUUAUCAAUCCGAAGAAACCGUCGAAAUUUCCGGUGGCCGUCAGCGGAGACAUUAGAGAAAUGUUUCACCAGAUCAAAAUCCGUCAUCCCGAUUCUCAAUCUCAGCGUUUUCUAUGGAGAGAUUCUCCGUCAGAUAAUCCAACGGUGUACAUAAUGGACGUAUGCACGUUUGGUUCGACCUGCUCGCCGACAUCAGCGCAACACGUGAAAAAUACAAACGCUCGAGAGUACGAAGAGAAAUUCCCGCGCGCAUGUGAAGUAAUUUUAAAUAGCCACUACGUGGACGAUCUGCUGGAAAGCUUUCGCACAGUUAAGGAAGCAAUCGAUGUCAUAAACGACGUGAAAACUGUACAUUCGCUGGGCGGGUUCGAGAUAAGAAAUUUUCUGUCCAACAAGGUAGAGGUUUUGCAAGGCAUCGGCGAAAUCUCGGCUAGUGCAACGAAAGAUCUACUACUGGAGCGCGAGAGCACAACAGAAUCUGUCCUGGGUAUGAGAUGGAUUCCGUCAGAAGACAUGUUCACGUAUACGUUCGUUCCCCGAAGUGACUUGCAGUCAAUUCUUGCCGAUGGUUAUAUUCCAACAAAACGCGAAGUGUUAAAGGUGGUUAUGAGCUUGUUUGACCCUUUAGGACUGUUAGCGAUCUUUCUCGUCCAUGGCAAGGUCUUAAUACAGGACUGCUGGGCGGCUGGGUUGGCCUGGGACGAUCCAAUAAAUGAAGAUCUCUGUGAACGUUGGCGACGAUGGACGAAAUUCUUUCCAUCUUUAGACACACUGCGAAUUCCACGUUGUUAUUUUCGAUCUCCACCGACGGACGAUACAAGUUCCCUUCAGCUUCACGUUUUCGUCGACGCCAGUGAAGUCGCAUCUUUAGUAGCCGCUAAGACAAAAAUUGCUCCUCUUAAAUCUAUCCCGAAGCUGGAACUGAAAGCCGCUGUAUUAGGCGUUCGACUGUUGGAAUUCGUGCAAAACUCACAUUCGUAUUCGAUUAAAGAAAGAUUUCUCUGGAGUGAUUCAUCUACCGUUCUUGCGUGGAUCCAGUCCGACCACCGCCGAUAUCCCAAGUUUGUGGCCGUCCGGGUUGGAGAAAUACUGAUGGCAAGCGACCAGCGCGAAUGGAGAUGGCUGCCUUCCAAGAUGAAUAUUGCCGAUGCGGCCACCAAAUGGAAAUCUGAUCCUGAUCUUGGGCAUACAAGUUCCUGGUUUGCGGGACCGAACUUUCUACGGGAAAAAGAAGAAACCUGGCCUGGACAGCGACGAUUUACAACCACGUUGGCAGAAGUUAAAGCAUCUAUGGUACAUACGACUUUCGAUCCUAUGUUGGAUGUUACUCGUUUUGGUAGUUGGACAAAAUUACUGCGAACAACAGCCUACGUUUUGCGUUUCAUCGGAAACCUGCGCCGGAAGAAAGCUAGAAUUGCUCUGGAGAUGCACAUCUUCACUCAAGAAGAAUUGAAGAAGGCGGAAGAAAUCCUAUGGAAGCUGGCUCAACAAGAAUCGUUUUCGACAGAGGUUCAUGUUCUACGAAGUACACAAGGACCCCCGGAAUCUCGUCAUGCUGUUGUUGCCAAAUCGAGCCCCCUGUACGGUAUGUGGCCCUUUAUGGACGAGAAGGGAGUCGUUCGAAAACGUGACAGAAUUGGUGCAGCACCAUUUGCACCAUUCGAAGCUAAGUUUCCAGUUAUUUUGCCCAAACAACACCUUAUCUCAUAUCUAAUUGUAGACUGGUAUCAUCGCCGUUUCCGCCAUGCCAACCGAGAAACCAUCGUUAACGAAAUGCGACAGCGUUUCGAGAUCCCGAGACUACGAGAACUGAUUAAAAGAGUGACGAACAACUGUGUCUGGUGUCGCGUCGCAAAAGCAACGCCAAAACCUCCGCCGAUGGCUUCUUUUCCGGCAAUCCGUUUGACACCAUUCGUAAAACCUUUCUCCUUUGUUGGUCUGGACUAUUUCGGGCCAGUGUUGGUAAAAGUCGGUAGAAACCAGGUUAAGCGCUGGGUAGCUUUAUUCACCUGCCUUACCGUGCGAGCAGUGCACCUCGAGGUGGUCUACAGUCUCACAACCGAGGCUUGUAUCAUGGCGGUGAGACGUUUCAUUUCUCGAAGAGGUCCUCCGGCAGAGUUCCAUUCGGAUAACGGAACGUGUUUUGUAGGCGCUAACAAUAUCCUGAAAAGGGAAAUCGAGAUGCGCAAUCAAGCUCUUGCAGAAACUUUCACGAAUGCUGAGACAAGGUGGAGAUUCACCCCACCCGCUACGCCACACAUGGGCGGCGUAUGGGAGCGGUUAGUUCGUUCGGUUAAAACGGCGAUCGGUACGUUGUUAGAUGCACCACGCAAACCCGAUGAUGAAACGUUACUCACGAUUCUAUGCGAAGCCGAAAUGAUGAUCAACAGUAGACCUCUCACUUACGUGCCACUAGAAUCUGCGGAACAAGAAGCUCUAACGCCAAAUCACUUCUUGUUAGGAAGCUCGAACGGGAAGAAGAUUCUAACGACAGUGCCAGUAGACCGUGGAGAGACACUCCGUAGCAGCUGGAACCUAGCGCGGCAUUUGUGCGACGAGUUUUGGAAGCGUUGGGUGAAAGAAUACUUGCCGGUGAUUACGCGUCGGUGUAAAUGGUUCGACGAAGUAAAGGAUAUUGCAGUAGGAGACCUAGUUGUGGUGGUGAGCGGAACGGCGAGAAACCAGUGGGUGCGUGGGCGUGUAAUCAAUGUGGUUCCCGGACAGGAUGGCCGUGUUCGUCAAGCUUGGGUUCAAACACCGACAGGUGUACUCAAGCGAGCGGUAGUGAACUUGGCGGUAUUGGACGUUAUGAAGAAAGGUAAAUCCGAGUCUUCAGAAGAGAACCAUCACCAGGAUUUACGGGCGGGGGAUUGUGACGGUGGACCCUCCGUUACUUCGUCGCUUGGUAACUGCAGCAAGUAA
Messenger RNA from Malaya genurostris, 5505 nucleotides. RefSeq lists its product as uncharacterized. The record is from RefSeq and is a predicted model, not a curated record. The transcript has 5 exons. Gene Ontology annotation, biological process: DNA integration. Gene Ontology annotation, molecular function: nucleic acid binding. Lineage: Eukaryota; Metazoa; Arthropoda; Insecta; Diptera; Culicidae. The coding region runs from base 1 to 5505 and encodes 1834 amino acids.